Messenger RNA from Lagopus muta (rock ptarmigan), 13206 nucleotides. RefSeq names its product transmembrane protein 229B (gene TMEM229B). Bases 9321 to 9824 code for a protein of 167 amino acids. The transcript is spliced from 3 exons. NCBI's taxonomy places the organism in Eukaryota, Metazoa, Chordata, Aves, Galliformes, Phasianidae. The record is from RefSeq and is a predicted model, not a curated record.
GCGGAGGGAGCUGCGGGGAUGGGGAGGCUGGGGCUGCUUUUCUUCUGAGAUGUGACGUGUUUUGAACAAAGCGAGAUGUUGUGAAAUGUCCCGGUUGUAUUGGUUUCACUAACUCUUUGUGCUGGGAAAGGACAAAUCCGUGUUCAGCCCCCCAGAACAGGGCGGGGGGUGGGGGGCCGACAGCCCCCUCAGUGAUUCCUCCGCAGCCCUGGGAACUGCUCGUGCUGCGGUGCCGGGAGGUCAGGAACCCGGAUAUCAGCACCGCUGAAACGAGGAUAUCCUUCUGCCGCUGCUUUUACAUUUAAAUCGGUCUUGGGAUGUUUGUUCUUGUUCCAUUUUUGGUAUGGAAAACAUCCAGAACAGCUGAAUUUUUGCGAAAUGGAAAAUGUGCUUCCUCCCGCCCAUCCCCUGCAGCAGGGUUCUGACUACUGUCCCCUGGUUGUGCGGCGCGAGGACGCAGGGAGGAUCGCCCUCCCCCUGUCCCCUCUCCGUCUGCCGCUGUGCAACGCGGGGCUUCCCGGGGAGCUCCGCAUCGCCGGCCCGGGGGGAGCGCCGACGUGCAAAGUCCCCCAAAUCAUGCAGCAUAGGCGGCGCAUCUCUGUCAGAUGAAAUGUUUGGUAUUGUUCUCUGGCAUCGUGUGCUUGGCAGGUUUGUUCCAAUUCCCUCCCAAUUCCUAGGAAGAAUAUUACCUGCAGGGGAUGGGGAUAUUUGCAGGUGAGGUGUUGGCAGUUCCACGAUGGAGCCUUAUGUUGGGAUUUGCAAAGGGACCGGAUUGCCCAGAGUGUUGUUCGUGGCUUGUGAGUACACUGAUGCAUCAAUACAUGAGCUGCAUCAGCUGAAAACGGGGUUCGCUGCUGCUUGGGGAUAAAUAGAAAGCCCUGAAAAGAUGAAACAUCCACAGGAAAUAGCAAAAGAGGAGGGACUGAGAUGCAGGUGUGAGCCUCUGUGGCCACUUUUGCAGGUGCUGGGGAAUGCACGGCAGGAGAUCUGCCCACAGGGCACCGCCAUGCUCACGGUGUACCCUGAGGGCUCCCAAACUGUGGUGCCCCUCUGUACAUGUGGUUUUCUGUGCCUCUGAGGCAUGAUCCUGCUGCAGGGCAGGAGGCUGAAGCAGCUUCCUCUGGGGAGGUCUGAUUUUGGGACUCUGGGUGCUGGGUUCCAGGGCAGGCUGCAGGACAGAACCAGGGGCCACAGUGUGAGUCGUGGGCAGUGGUGGAUGGGGGCUGAGGGCAGCACAGAGCCCUGCAUAGGUAUGGAAGGUGUCUGGCCAUGGGGCUCUGCAGUUCUACUGGCAGUGUCAUAGUGCGAGGUUAAGAUGAACUUAACCUUGAAGCGAGGGGGGAAGGGUUCUUUGGGUGAGGUGGUGGAUCUGGCAGUGUUUGGAGCCUUCAGACUGAGGUAUCUUUUUAGGAUCUGUACUUCAGUUCAGCAGCUUGAAGAAGUUCUAAGGAGUGCAGAUGCAGGAUCCCCUUGGCCUUUUAAUUUGUUAGUCUGCUUAUUCCUUCACAUCAAGAGGGUGAGUUGUGCUGCAGUGUCCUGAGAUAUGCACAUCACUCAUUCAUUUGGGUACAGUGAUGGCUGCACCCAGUUCUCACACUACAGGGCUGUGGGUGAUCCCUUGUGCUGUGCAGGAAGGGUGCUCUCUCUCAGUGCGCAAUUCACCCACCAACUGCAGUUCUUGUUUUCCUCUGCAGCACCAGCAAUGAGCCAGGUGAGGCUGAUUGCAGUGGGAGGUCUGGGGAGAUGGGAGUUGAUGGCCCUACCAAGAGCCAUCUGAACCCCAAGAGGAGUUUCUGAUCAUGGAAGAUGAAGGAGAAGCAAUUGGGAGAGCAUCCAGAGAAGAGAAGCCCAAUGCAGUGGUAUGAAGGAGUCCUGAUGGCUGGCCUGGGAAUUGCAGAACAAAUGGGAAAUUUUAUUGUUGGCAUUUGUGCAUUAGGAUUCUUUGUUUCUGGGUUGCAUUUAAGGAUGUUGUAUUUAAGGAAAUGAAAUCAAGUUGUUUGUUUGUUUGUUUUGUGGAUUUUUUUUUUCCUUAGUCUCUGGCUGCUAUUAUUACAAGGUAAAACAAGAGAGCUACUAACAUGACUAAUUAAAGGGCAGUAGUGUGUCGUUCCCCUGGGCUAAUUAUUCUGUAGAAAAUGGGUCAAUUACUUGGAUAAAUUGUUUGCCAGCAGGAGGCAGGAAAAGGCCCGCUGCUCCCUGUAGAAUGCUGCCUAUCUCCAGGUGAAGGCUUUGGCGAGUUGCUGGAGGCCAAGGUGUUCAGAUGCUUAGUGCAGACCAGGCAGGGAGUGGAAAUGUCUCACACUGUACAGCAGAAAUAAUGGUCCUUGCGUUUUUGUGACAACACAUGAAACAGGAGCAUCCAGAUGGUAUCUGAGCUCUUGGUGAAAAGACUGUGCAGGCAGCCAGAACAAGGCUAGUGAAGGCUUAGGCUUUCUGGACAGAUGACCAACAUCUCUGCUCAUUUCUGAUUAGUCAGAGGUCAGAGUUCCUGGUGGGAAAUGAUGCUUCCAAUAAGAUGUGGUGCAAGAUAGAGCCUGGACAUUUCAUGGGCUGUUUAAAACAAAGCUGAAGGGCAUAUACCUGCAGGUAUAUACCGCUCUUUAACAUGUCCCCGUAGGCUAAGUAAAAGUUCAGCUGCUUUAGAAAUUUAUUUGUAGCCACAUCUGAAUGAGAUUGUCGUUCGUGUAUGAGUUCAGAGGCGUCUAAUUGGUCUGUAUAAAAGAGAGUAGCAUUUUGUUACCUUUGUUUUGUUCUAGAUUUGUAUUGUUGCCAGCACAGAAGUUUGCCACAACCUUAUCUCAAUCCCCUCCGCCCUCGCAGGCUUCUGUCAAAGCUGGAUUAGAUUACAGAGAGAAUCUUCUCUACCACAAAUGUGUGCCGUCUUGCUUUCAUUGCAUAAGAUCCAAGCAUUAGGAGUCAUUGGAUAAGUGCUGAUAGCACGAACAGCAAAACAGGGAGGGCUCCUUCCCAGCUGCCCCACGCUCAGGUGCGCUGGUGCUGAGCCUGCACUGGGGCUGCUGCCAGGCACCGUGUUGUGCUUCUCGACUCAUGUGGGAGAUAACGAGGUAUUUCUGAUGGGGGAAGCUCUCUUCUUGUACAGACAGCUGUGACACAGCGUGCUCUCAAGUGCCUCUUUUCCUUGGUUUGUUUUUGCCCAGAAUAUAUGAGUGGGAGAUGGUCAGACUCACCCAGCUCCACCAGCUUAAUUUGGCUAAGAACUUCUGGCUGAACUGCAUCCAUACACAGCUCUAGGUGGGGUGGGUUCUUGCUGCGAUUGGUGGUGUUGGCAGAGCUGGGUGUGCACAGCCUGCAGGAUGCUCUUCAGCCGAGGGGUCCUCCUUGGAUCUUGGAUUGGCUGAGGCUCACGGUAAGGAUGUUUCCAGUAUGUCCCAGGAGAUAAAUGAUUUCUUUUUGUGAGAAAUGAUUUCUUUUUGUGAUGCCUGGUGUUUUCAAAAUGUGCAUGUGGUUCCCACUAGCGGCAUGAUAGGUGCCAUGUGAUUGGGUUUAUUUUGAUCCAGCAGGUCUUUCCAAGGCAGGUCUCUCUAUUAAGCCUUUAAUUGGUUGUGGACUUGCACAAGAGCUGCAGGAUGUAGGGCAGAGUUUAUAAAAUUGCUCUAAUGUCUACUAGCAAGAGAGGAGCUGCGGUGAAAGUAAGAUAAUUACUUGGUAGCAGUAUAGAGCUUGGCUGUCCUUGCUUGGGGUUUCUCAUUGCGGGUUAAUACUUUGCCAUGGGGAUGAGAUACUGGGUUUCCAAAACUUUACCUUUGGUUACUUCAGCUGACAGGAACUAUGUGCUGUAAGUGGAGCUCCAGGCAGCUGAGCUGCUUUCUGUGCAGUUGAAGACAGAGGUGCAUGUAUAAGGUAGACACUUUAUGUUUUAAUGGAAUAUAUCUCAUGGAUAUGCAAAAGAUCUAUCUCUAUGGUGCAAGUUCUUUUUAGAGCUGAUUAUAACCUUUUGGAAACAGUGCCUAGUUUUGAUAUUUGUAUUAUUAGCUAUUACUGCUCACUGCAAAGGCAGCUGAAGAUUCAAUUCUUUCAUGGAUUAGCUACAGUGUAAUUAGGUUUUCAAAGAGCAGAUCGAUAGGUACAACAUGUUCUUUUCUAAAAAUGCCAUGUAUGCACAUGUUCUGAUUUACCUCUGCUUUUUCGAAGUAGCAGCUCCAGGAGCUGCAGCAGUGCUUAGUACUGCAGCCUCAGGUUGGGGUAUGUACUGUGGAGUGGGGGGGAAUUUUGGAUUUUGUUUUCUUUUUUCUUUCCUAGGUGGUGAAAGUAGAUUCUCGUGUUAGAAUUGUAAUUUGCACGGUGUGAGACUGGACAGUCCUUGUUUCCCUAACAAUGUUAUGACAGUGACUAGAAUUUGCUGCUCUUCGGACCAGGGCUUAACAAUGUCUGGAGUACUAAAUAAGCUGUAAGUGCUAACAACAAUGCUUCCUCAGCAUCUUUCAUCUGAAAAUCUUACUGCUCUUAAUGAAUUUUGGUGCCUCUCUGUGAGGAAGGAAUUACUACUGUCAUUUCGCAGACAAGUGGAUAAAAUAAAAUGCUUUCAUAGAGACAUUCUGAAAGCCAUUUAUAUUCAGGAAUAUUAAUGCUUCAACUCGCUUUUGAGCUGCUAUAUCGUCUUUUCUCUUUUGCCAGAUACAGCUAUAGGUAUUAAUUUUGGUAGAAGUUUGGUAGAUUUAUUUUUUUUUUAAUUGGGUUAGGAAACAUGAAAGUGAGACAUUAUUAUGCAACAUCUCUAAGUGUGCAUGUGAUACUUGAAAAAUGGUAAUCAGAUAAAUUGCUAAGCAACUGUACCCUGCCUUCAGUUACCAAAAAGCCAGUGACUUUGCUUUCAUGAUGUAACAUGCUCUAUACUUCUCCAUGAAGCACGUGUAGGUGGAGUUCUGUGAGAGUUGCUCCUUUUAACUCCCCUCCUGCUUGACUGCCAUAUUGUGAGGUCAGGUUUGACCGUGGUUUUACAGAAAUGUAUUCACAGAACCUGAAAGCAACAGAACAAAUGUUAGAUGAGCUGUUCAAAAUAAUGAAGUGUAAGUAAGUGUGUAUAUAAGGAAACAGCCAUUCUCUCCCACGGGCCUUCACCAGCUUGUAAAAAGCAGGCCAUAGCUCAUCCCUGGGAACACGAGAGGUAAGAAAAUGAGUGAGAGACUGAUGUUAAAAGGCACACAUGAGGGAAAUGUGGUGAGCUGUGGGGAACCUUGAACACCACUGCGACCCAUUUGACCCGAGUGUUGAGAGAUGCAGUAAUGCACAAGAACCUGUAUGUAGAGCCAGCUGGUUCGUUCUCAUUGUCUUAGCAAGAAGGGAAUGGCAGGAACAUCAGCAGUGAAGUGUGCAUGUAGAAACAGUAAGUAGGAGUCCGAUAACAUAAGGCAGAUUUAGGGGAUUUUGUUUGAAACCUGGCUACCUGAUAGAUUACAGGAUCUGUCUUAGAAAUUCUGCAGGGUAACUGCAACAACAACAAAAUAGACUCUUGUUGGUUAUUCUAAAAUUCUGCUUCUUGUUGGUGACCAUCCACAGCAGCAUUUGCAGCUCCUGUGGCUUGUGGAGCACCUGCCCAAGGUUCUCCAGUUCUUGCUGGUGCCAGCGCUUUUAGGAGCACUCUGAGACUGAAGGCCUUCCAGAAGCCACAGUGUGCUGAUGUGGAGGUGUUUGGGAAAGGAUGCUCCUAAUCUUGAAGGUGCUUUGUUUUUUUGCAGGUGGCUGAAAGCUACUUUUUAUGGAGUUUUGCAAUCUUGUUGCUGUGCUCCUCUUCCAGCCCAGAUGUCAUCUCAUGGGAUGGUGCAGCCCUGCCUCCUGCCUUUGGGAGGGAGUGCCAUGUUUUGUGCUCUAAGUACCUUGAGUCUAGGGAUCCCAGAGCCUGGCUGCUCCAUGCGCAGUUGGAAACCCCAACCAAAGGACAGAGGAAAGGGCGUGCUGGGUUCAUUUGGGUGACAUCUGCAUCACCCUCCGUGGAGGUCUUGCAGGGGUUAGAGGGUGGGAGUGCAUUGCUGAGAAGUUCUUUGCUUUCUGCUUUAGAUAAACUGAGCCUGGGUGCUGCUCAAGGGCUUUGCUGUUGGUGGAACAUCUCAGUUUAAUUACCAGGUAGUGGCAUGGACCUGAGUUUCCUUCUCAAGUGCACUUUGCAAAUCAUGAAAAAGCAUAAGCAAACAGGUGAAGGAACACGCAAGUAGCCACUUGGCAGCCAAGAAUUUCAUUUCCAUCCAGUUCUCACUGGAUGAGUGCUGCUCCUUCGCUUACUGACGUGCAGCACUUGCCUGCUAGUGUUGGCAUCUGAGAGGAGCCCAAGUCUUGCAUAACAGUGGGCUUCAGAUUCUUUCUUCCUUUUUUUAUUGAAUGGCCGCACCACUGCUGAAUAUUUGUUGUAGUUGUUGAUUUUUGCUAAUACAAACAUUACACCUUUUUAAUCAUUAGCAUUUCUGUACAAAAAGUUCACUUAUCAUUUAUGUGACCUUUUCUGACCAGCCAAAGUGCUGUGAACUCCAAGGUCAAGCCUUUAUCUUCAGUGCUGCAUUUCUGCUCUUAUGUUACCACACAGUCUUUGCUAACAAAGAGUUUCUUUUUCUUUCAAGUGUAGAUACACGUGCGACUGACUGAAGCGAUGGUUUCUCAAACAUUUUGAGCUCAUAGAAAUGAAGGAGGCUUUUUUGUUUGCUUUUCUUACUGAAAAAAAGGAUCUCUUUCCUGCUGGGUGGAGGCCUGAAAGCCAGAUCUGAGAGGUGAUAUGGCUGAGUACAGGGAGGUUUUUGGUAGCAGCGUUCAGAUGAAUGGCAAAUCCCUUGAUUGGAGUUUCUGUGACACUGUGGGCGGCCGUAGGGCUGGUGCUAGCAAAAGGGCUGAGCUGCACAGCAAGGUGCAGGACAGGACAGAGCUGUCCCAGUGUUGUCCCCCUGCCAGGAGAAUUUCUCAGCUCCGCUCUGUCCUUCACUCCCAUGUCAAACCUUUGAGUAAGGAACGGAGCGCUCACACCGAGAUAUGUGGAACUCACCUGGCAAUAAAUAUACCCUUUUGAAAAUGUUGUACUUUGUUUUUUUUCCAGGGUGUGCCCAGCCUUGUGGCAAACAGUGGGUGUAUGUGUUUAUUAACUGGCUUCAGAGAUGGGAAGCAAAACAAGUGACCCAGAGCACAGCUUCUGGUUUAAAAGCAGUGGUGUGUUUUUUGGUUUUCAGGUUUGUGCCUUGAAGGAGUCAAGAGUGUUACAGCUGCUUAUUUUGUAUCAUUUUGUUCUCCUCUCUUUUAUAGAACAAAUUAUAGUCAAAUAGAUCUGAGUAUGUAAAAAGAGUUCUCAGUGUUAUUUAAAAUGCAUUUCUAGGAAAUACUUUUUGAAGUUUUGUGUGCACGCAUCUGAUAAAUAGCUCAGUAGAAACCUAUACUCUACUGUUACAAAAUGCAUACAGUGAAAAUAGCAUAUGUGUGAAUAACUUACAGGAACAUCAAGUUUAGAGCAAUUUAAUUGAGAGCUAAUAAACAACAGCCGCUCUUUCCAGUGUGACGUAUAAGUACCUGGCUGUUAAAAUAGCAGCUAUUCCUCAUGGUAAGAGAGGCUCCAAAGCAGACGUUAACAUCAAUGCACGUGCAGGAAGUGCUUGGUGUGUCUCAUGAUACUCAGGUUACAUUGAUUUAAUUAGUAGUUUUAUGCUAUUCAUCACUCUGCUGAUCUUGGUGGGAAGGUUUUGUUAGGGGAGCAUUAGUUAUUUAAUCUGCAUUUUUUUAUUGGAAUAUGUUUGUAGUUCAGUCUGAUCUAAAGGCAAAUGGUGUAUUUCUUCUAUUGUUUGUAUUGUAUUUCUUUGUUUUUAAGAGAAAAUGUUUCUCUUGAAUUACUAUUGGAUUUAGGUGCGCAAAAUUUUACGUUCAUUGGGAUCUGAUAAAUGUUUAUAAUAUCUAAAGGAGGUGGGGUGCAGAUGGAUGAGGCCAGGCUGUUCUUGGUGCAGCAACAGGACAAGAAGAAUAGCCUAAACUUUUAUGUGGGAAUCUCCAUAAUAAUAUGUGGAAUAACUUUUUUAUGGUAAGGGUGAUGGAGUGCUGGAACAGGCUGCCCAGAGAGGUUGUGGAGUCUCCUUUUGUGGAGGUAUUCAAGACCCAUUUGGAUGCCUACCUGUGUGAUCUAUUGUAGGGUACUUGUUUUAGCAGAGAGGUGGGACUCGAUGAUCUCUUGAGGUUCCUUCCAACCCUUGCAAUUCUGUGAUAACGUGAAGAUCCUGUUUGUUAUGCAAUCUGGCACAUAGUUGUUCUUGCUCUAACUUCGUCACAUGCCAUUAAUCUAGAAAAUUGCUGUGUGUAGACAAGUCCUCAGAGUGUGAGAUCUGUGAGACUGAAGUGGUUAUGUGCUGGAUAUUUUUGUGUUGGAACUGGCACCUCAAUGUGUGACUUCUGCGCAAAGCAGCACAGUGGCACCCUGAGCGACAGUGCCUGAGAAGCGGAGGGCAGCUCAGGCAUGCAGCUCUGCUCACGGCCUGGGUCUGAUGCAGGGGCAGGUGGCAGCCUCCUCACCAGGGCAGGGGGGAAACAGGCUGGGGGCUGAAAAGGGCCUGCCUGUGUGAAGGUGUGGAGUAGAAAAGGGAGGGGAAGGAAUGUGUGGUUAGAGGGGAGAUAGGGAGGCAGUUUUAGGAGGAGGAUUGGGAUGAAACUUAAAAAAAUAAAUUGACAUAUUUAAAAUGGUUGAUGGGCAGGAAAAAAAGACUGAGCGGACACUUUCUGGUAGAUCCUCUAUGGUUAACUGAGCCCUUGUCUGAGAUGGCAGUGGUGAGGAACCUUUGGUCGUUGGCUCUAGCGCUAUGCUCCUCGUGUUUGUCAUGGCAGGGAUCCAGAAGGACAGUAUGGAGCAGAAGGACCCAGCCCAGCUUGGGGAGUGGCUGCCAGCCCGGGACUGGGACUGGGGCAGGGGCAGCACUUAUCUGCACUUGGUAGAGGUUGGCCAUCCACACAGCCAGGUGCCAGGGCUGAGAUACAUAUGUUGUAUUUUGGGUGUUGGAAGGUUCUCUCGCAUUGUGCCGCAUUAACAUUAACCUGUGCUGCUUUGCUUUAUGAAGGCUGCCUGGUCGCCACGCUAGCUGCUGGUUGCACGCUCCUGUCUCGAAGACAGCAGCUGUCUGAAGCGGCUCGGACCUGCGGGGACAGCCUGGCCUCACCACGGAUGCUGUGAACUGGGAGCUGGCCAAAGUGGGAGAGCUGCUGGAUCCCUCCCAACAGAAAUCUCAAUGGCUUUUAGAAUUAAUCUGGAAGAGCUAUGGUAUUGCAGAUUUAGGUGUACCUCCAGAAUGAGAGACGUUGGGUAGAUCUCCAGUAUCUCCUGAUCCAGUGCCUACCAGGGCGCGUGCAGAAGGAUGGCUGCGGCAGAACCUCUGACCGCUUUCUCCCGAUGGUACCUCUAUGCCAUUCAUGGCUAUUUCUGUGAGGUCAUGUUCACAGCUGCCUGGGAGUUUGUGGUCAACUUCAACUGGAAGUUCCCAGGUGUUACCAGUGUGUGGGCACUCUUCAUCUAUGGCACCUCCAUCCUCAUUGUGGAGAAGAUGUAUCUGUAUCUCAAAGACAAGUGUCACAUUUUAGUUCGCUGCUUUAUUUACACCCUCUGGACGUAUCUCUGGGAGUUCACCACUGGCCUCAUCCUACGCCAGUUCAAUGCCUGCCCGUGGGACUAUUCCCAAUUUGAUUUUGACUUCAUGGGCCUGAUCACCCUGGAGUAUGCCAUCCCAUGGUUUUGUGCUUCUUUCAUCAUGGAACAGCUGGUGAUCAGGAACACCCUGCGCUUGAGAUUUGAUGAGACUGCCGAGCCAGGGGCUCCUACUGUUCCCAUUGCCUUGGCCAAUGGCCAUGUGAAGACGGAUUGAACCAUGACUCGGAGCCACCCUUAGCAAUCUGAGAGAGCCCAGACCUCUACCACAGGCUGUUAGCUCUGGCUUUGAGGUACUGCUCCUUGCUGUAUGAUAAGAUUCAUAAACCCCAUUUUUCUAAUGGGGGUGUGCAUGGGAUAUACCAGAAAAAAAAAAUGGAACCAAUAGAUUUUGUAAGGAUUUUACUCUUUGGGUUCCAAGGACCAAUAUCAGUUACUUGUUAGUUAGGUCAUUUCUGAUUUUAACUUAUUACAGAUGAAAGCAGUCCUUUUGCUUACACUUUCAUGUGGAGAAAGAAGGAGGGAAAAAAUACUAAGGUGGAAAAGUAUUCAAAAAGGAAAAAUGGAAUCAUUGGAGGAUGGUCAUGGACACGCCAGCAAAGUCAGUGAUCGGCUUACUCCAUUAGGCAAUAUUCAGGUGCUUGCUUGCAACCAAUACCUCCUGUGGGACCUGAGAUGCUGCAGGAACAAGGAAAAUCCGUCUGCUAUGGAGAAGAACCUAAGGCUGGCAGUCUGCUGGGGAGGUAGAUGGUGUUCCCCUCAUGAGGUCCCACUGGCCUACCCCGAGGUUCUUUUUUUGCACCACAAUAUAAUAUGGUGCUGGACAUCUUGCUGAAUUUAUACAAAUCUUGUACUUUUUGAAAUCUCGGUCCUGAUGAUAGAUUUUUUUUUCUUUUUUUUUCCUUUUUUUUUCUUCUUCUUCUUCUUUUUUUUUUUUUUUUUUUAAGAAAAAGCCUUUUUUGCUGAGUGAAUUUUACCAUAAUCUGUGCAAUCUGAAUCUUGGCAAAAGGCACAAUGAAUAUGUAAGUCUUCCCAUCUCCUCUGUCCCCCCAAAGCAGAACUUGUCUGAAGGGCUGCUGCAGAUUCCAGCUCUUAUCCCAACCAUGCAAACUUUGUAGAGACUAUACAUGCCACAAGAGUUUUCUGCCUUCCUUCCCAGGGAUUCCUCUGUUUCUGGUGAUGUUGAUGACUUAAUCUGGCUGCAACUCAUUGUGUUUGACCAAAGGUCAAAAUUUUUGUGUGGCUGAAGUGAUACCCAGCAUUCAGUCCUCUAGCACUGAUGGUCACCCUCCUCCAUCAGCACUGGCAGCCCAGUGGUCUCCUCAGUGUUCCAAGAGGAUUUGCUCUUCUUUCCCAAAUUCUAUUCUAAAUAACUACAGCAAACCUUUCCCAUGAGAAUAACUGCAGGCAGCAAGAGAUAUACCAUGCUGUCUGAUAUAGGGAGACACAUUACUUCCAAAAACAAACGCACUUCUCCCUGAGGAGCUCUUCUUCACAGUUUGAGCAAGGUUUUGGGUUCUAGUGUGAGAGAAGCAAUAGAGAGCUGUAGGAGCAGGGAGUGCUGUGGCUCCAUUUUGGAGCUGCUUGCAUGGGGGCAGUUUGAAAUUUAACCUCUUGGGAACACUUGUAGAGUCUGGGAAAAGCUGUAGAACAGGAAAGGUGCCUGAUACUGGCAACCACAGGUUAAAUAAUGUGCUUUGGUAAGCCAUGGCUGUCAGAGUUAGCCACAAAAGUGGAAUUUCCUGUUGUUAGAAAUAUUGUGCUCGUGACAGCUUUACCAGGCAGGUUUGCUGUAAUUGUCUCAUAGGACAGAUUAAUUUUGAGUGUUCCUAUACUGUAAUCAGCAGAGCUGCAGCAGGGAUGAAUUUGGCUUGAAACACACGUGUUUGUCUGGUUGUGGGUUUCCACUCUUGCACUGGAAGUAGCCAGGUUAUUUUUGUGCUGCUCCUCUGUCUGAGGUAGAGCUCAGCUGUGAACGUUGUCCCUGGGGAAUCUUCUCCCAAGGGGAGAAGCACUUCUAGCCCUGUGAAGGGAAUCAUUGUCUGGUUCUGCCCCUAGAAAGCCAGUGUUAAUCCUUUCUGUGUUGCACAGUGUGCAAUUAUUUUAUUUCUCUCCUUCCCCCUUCUCACAUGACAUCCAUUGCUGGCAAUGGACACAAAUCAAUGGUGUCAAGGAGUUAAUCACAUCUGCCCUAGGAUACACAGUGUCUCUUAAAGCACUCUGAAUGUUUAGAUGGGUAUUUAGGGUUUCCUUUUUAUAGACCAUUAAAUUAAAAGAGAGCAAAUACUGAGUAGAUGUAUAUACUUUUUCCUUGCUGUGAUGCCAGUAUUAUAAAACCAGAGAAGCAGUAUGUUUGUCAGUCCUGAUGGUCUCGCGUGUACAGACCCAGGCAAAACAGUCACCUCGUGUAGUGCAGGGGGGCAAAAAGAGAUGAGCUCUGCUGAAUUAGAACAAGAACUGCAAGGUAUAGAUAAGAGCUGGGAUCUCAUCCCAUAUCUGGAGGUGUUCAGGGCCAGGCUGGAUGGGCCCUGGGCAGCCCUAUAUGGUGGGUGGCAGCCCGGCCCAUGGCAGGGGGUAGGAACUAGAUUUUCUAUGAGGUCCCUUCCAACCUAAGCCAUUCUAUGAUUCUGUGAUGUCCCCGCUUUGGCCCUAAUUCUGUCAGGGUCAUGCAGUACCUAGAGCCGGGCUAUUCUGGCUAUUCUCUCACAGCACAGCAUGGCUGUGGUGUGAUGCUGCCUCUUAUCUCCCCACACCAUCUGAAACCCUCAGUUUCAUAGAAGCAUUCCUAGGAUCUCUGCUUUCUCCUUAGCAGCUACAAAACUCUCAGAAGUGUUAGAAGGAGCUAGCAGCAUCAUUUGGUGACUCCAUACCAGCUGCAGGUGGGACUAAGGGAGGAAGAGUUCACAGAGCUAACUUGGUACACAGCCAUGUGUUGUGACUGCAGAAGUUUCCACCAAAUGGUACAGUUCUUGCACAGUGAUGUAAUAUUUAGGUGCUCAGGCUAUGGAGGCGUCUCCCAGCAGCUACAACAUCUUAUUCUAUUAUCCCUAUUGCCUAUGCCAUUGUAACCACUACUCUGGUUUGCUUUCUAGCGAUGUCUGAUGAGUACCACCUAGAUAUUACAUCCUUAGAGACUUGUAACUUACACCCAGAAGUGCACUUUUCUUGCAGUUUGCACACCAGAAACAGGAAGGGACCCAACAAAUUAUUAAAUAAUUUCAAAUAAUUCCCUGGACAACAAACGUUAUUGCAGGGUUUGCUUUAAUACCAUGUACCUAACAAAGCAGGGUUAGCUAGACUUCUUGCUAAGCAAUGUGGCUUUGUCUCUUCUGCAAAAUCUCUCUUUUUAAUACGUGUGAUGCUUCUUACAACAUCUUACAGGAGAAGUGCCCAGAGCACGUUACUGAGGUCUUGGUGGCAGCUCAGCAUGAGCUCAGGAGCUGGACUGAAGUGAUAGAGACACUUACAUUGUGAAGGAAAGAAAAAAAACAAAAAACAACGCACAAGGCCUAACCAUUUGUUUGUAUGUGUAUCUUCCUUGGUAGAUUAAAGUUGCCUGUUUUGAGUUCACCAGCAAUAAAAAAAAAACUUGUGAUUUA